This is a messenger RNA of Cercospora beticola, 2343 nucleotides long. It is a transcript of the gene CIR2, whose product is annotated as electron-transferring-flavoprotein dehydrogenase. Gene Ontology annotation, biological process: electron transport chain. Gene Ontology annotation, molecular function: electron-transferring-flavoprotein dehydrogenase activity; iron-sulfur cluster binding. The record is from RefSeq and is a predicted model, not a curated record. Gene Ontology annotation, cellular component: mitochondrial inner membrane. NCBI's taxonomy places the organism in Eukaryota, Fungi, Ascomycota, Dothideomycetes, Mycosphaerellales, Mycosphaerellaceae.
GCCGCUUCAAAGCCGAGGCGAGCGUGCAAUAAAUGCCCUAGCAAUGAUGCGCAUGUGAAGCUGUCGUCCACCCGCCCGCCCUCUGCUGCAACGCUCCUCCUGCACGCUUGACCGCCUCACCAAUUCCUGUGGAGGUCAAAGCCGCGACAAUGGCCGCUCCCAGCAUCAUCUCUGCAGCUGCGAGGCGGCGACUCGUUCAGCUCCCCGAGAUCUCGAGGUUCACUGCCCGGACACGUGCUACUGCCGCCGCGAGCCCCAUAGCUUCGAGAUGUCUGACGAGGGGCUACAGGCCUGCUGCUAUUACGGCAGGCCAAAGACGCGCCAUCUCGAGCACGACACGACGACGAUUUGCCUCCGUGGAAGAUGACUGGAGCGACCCAUUGCAACAGGAGCGAGAGUCUGAUGAGGUGGACAUAUGUAUCGUCGGUGGCGGCCCAGCAGGACUGAGUGCAGCUAUCAAGCUGAAGCAAUUGGCAAAUGAAGCAGGCAAUGAGGACUUCCGUGUGGUGCUGUUGGAGAAGGCGGGCGAGAUUGGAGACCACAUAGUGUCAGGCAAUGUGUUAGAACCAAGUGCUCUCGACGAGCUCAUUCCAGAUUGGAGGUCUGAGGACAACCCGAAUCGAUUCGAGAAUAUCACGCCUGCCACAAAAGACAAGAUGCGAUUCUUGACCAAAUCGAGUGCCAUUCCGAUCCCUGCGCCACCUCAGAUGAACAACCACGGUAACUACAUUUUGAGCUUGAAUGAGCUGUCCAAGUGGCUAGGCGAAAGAGCAGAGGAAGUUGGCGUGGAAGUGUAUGCAGGCUUUGCAGCGUCGGAAGUUCUAUACACCAAGGAAGGAGCUGUUAAGGGAGUGGCGACGAACGACCUGGGCAUUGGACGAGACGGCAAAGCAAAGGAUUCUUUCGAGCGCGGCAUGGAGUUUCAUGCACGAUGUACACUUCUGGCCGAGGGAUGUCACGGCAGUCUGACGAAGAAGGUCAUCAAGAAAUAUGACCUUCGCGCGAACAGCCAACACCAAACUUACGGACUCGGUAUCAAGGAAGUGUGGGAGAUCGAUCCUGCUAAGUUCGACAAGGGCCUCGUCGCGCACUCAAUGGGAUAUCCACUUCCGAAGGACACCUACGGAGGUGGCUGGAUGUACCACUUUGGCGAGAACAUGGUUUCGAUUGGAUUGGUGGUCGGCCUUGACUAUCCCAACCCAUGGCUAGCACCAUACGGCGAGUUCCAGAAGAUGAAGCAACACCCAUUCUACAGACAGUACCUCGAAGGUGGCAAAUGCAUAUCCUAUGGCGCACGAACAUUGAACGAAGGAGGCUUCCAAAGCAUACCCAAGUGCGCUUUUCCCGGGGGCGCUCUGAUCGGCGACACAGCCGGCUUCCUCAAUGUUCCCAAGAUCAAAGGGACCCACACUGCCAUGCGCAGUGGCAUGCUUGCCGCAGAAGCCGCCUACUCAGCUCUCUCCAGCUCCAACGAUACCGAAGGCGCCGUCUUCCUUUUCGACUACGAAGACAAGCUCCGCAAGUCUUCCAUUUGGAAAGAACUCAAACAAGUCCGCAACAUGCGACCAAGUUUCCACACUCCCCUCGGUCUUUACGGCGGUAUCCUCUACUCCGGUCUCGAAGCAUAUCUCUUCCGCGGCUACACUCCCUGGACUUUAAAGCACGGCAAGCAAGAUCACGCCGCUACUAAGCCCGCUUCCGAAUGCCAAAAGAUCGAAUACCCAAAGCCCGACAACGAGAUCUCCUUUGAUAUUUUGACCUCCGUCUCCCGCACCGGAACAAACCACGAAGAAGAUCAGCCCUGUCACUUGCAAGUCGCGGACUGGGAUAAGCAUGCGGAGAAGGAGUAUCCCAAAUACCAAGGCGUGGAGAACCGAUUUUGUCCUGCCGGAGUGUAUGAGUAUGUGGAAGAUGAGAGCAAGGAUUUGGGCGUGAGGUUCCAGAUUAAUUCGCAGAACUGCGUACAUUGCAAGACAUGCGAUAUUAAGGUGCCCGAUCAGGAUAUCAACUGGCAGACACCGCAGGGUGGGGAGGGGCCCAAGUAUGUGAUGACAUAGUCGCGGAAGGAAUGGACGGAGAAAGAGAUGGCGAAAGGCAUGUUUCAACAAGGUUUUAAGGCAAGAAAAAUCUGGAAGUCCUCCAUCGAGUGAGAAAGUGCAAGGUAUUACUAUUGUGUGUGUAAGUGAGUGAGUAAAAGAAGCAAUUAUGGUCACAGUACUUUACUCAUCUCUGGCUGGCGCACACUUUUCGUACAACAUGCAUGCUGUGCUGAAACAGGAAUUGAUGAGGAUCGCUGAUUAAACGACGUGUAUUUCCUGUCAUGAUGCCGUUACCUCUUCAACG